AUGGUCAGUCAAAGAGCCACGGCGGUGGCUCAGCACUCAACAUUCGGCUCCCUCAAAGCAGCGCCUCCUUGUCAGCAUGCACCCAGCCAGCAGGCCAAGAGCGUUCCUAACCACAAGCGCAGCCUCUUACUUCUUUCCAGCUUCGCCGCUCUAGUCCAAGCACCGCUUGCUCCCGAUUCGAGAUCAUGGCACCAACACACGGAUCCACUCCCAGAGCAAGGAGUCAUGCAAGACCAGUUCCGUGGGGUAUUGGGAGCUGCCGGACCGAUCCGCAACACCGCGAUGUUAUCUUCUCAGCAAGAGUUGCAAUCAAGGAGGAGAGCAUCAGGUAAGGGGUUCCUCUGGUUUGUGCGGAGAUUCUUCCUGUCAGAUCAAGAGCUUCAACUCUCCGAUUUGAGGCCCCUUCAGCCUCUGCUGGACCCUCACGCUCUCGCAACCGCAAGCUGGCACGCAGUCGAGCCAUUAUAUGAGGAGCACGCCGACACCUGCAUGAGCGACAACAGCUUGCGCGCGCUGCUCCCCCCGGCGUGGCACAUGAUGCUUCUGAGCGACGGUUCCGUUACGCGCCACCUGCAGCUGCUGACCGGAACCAAGACCGCGGCGGACUGCUUCGAGAUGAGACACGUGGGCCACUCGACGCAGGGUCUGCCCGCGGGGACGGAACUCAUCGAGGGGCCCCGGGUUCAGCGACAG
Messenger RNA from Klebsormidium nitens, 693 nucleotides. The record is from the annotation of a GenBank genome assembly. NCBI's taxonomy places the organism in Eukaryota, Viridiplantae, Streptophyta, Klebsormidiophyceae, Klebsormidiales, Klebsormidiaceae.